Messenger RNA from Pecten maximus, 1231 nucleotides. RefSeq lists its product as uncharacterized. The transcript is spliced from 2 exons. The coding region runs from base 617 to 1129 and encodes 170 amino acids. The record is from RefSeq and is a predicted model, not a curated record. NCBI's taxonomy places the organism in Eukaryota, Metazoa, Mollusca, Bivalvia, Pectinida, Pectinidae.
UUUUUUUUUUUUUCCAUUGAUUUCAUAAAAUCUUUUAAUGUAUACAACUUAUUAAAUAGUGACACACUUAAAGUAUGCAUGUUUCAUAACAUUGUAACAAUUUUUCCACUGGCAGCAAUGUUUCCAUCAUCAAGGUACACUAGUAUUUGUUGUUACAAGAAUACUGAACACUUUUCAUUACCUUUACCUGUACAGUUAACAUCAGUCCAAAUACUUAAUUCAUGUGUUAAUGAACUUAGUGAUUCAAUGCUGUUCACAUAUACACAUAAUCCCAAACCAUUAAACAAUUUGUGAACAGUGUUUUUCAUUAUUAAUGAGAGUGGUCAAAUAAUGUGUUGUUUACUUAAUGAAUUAAUAUUUUCUAAUAAGUGUUCACAAUUACAUCACAUUGAAUAGUGUGUAAACAUAGAUACUCAUAAACAGGUUGAUGAAGGAUGUUGAUAAAUGAACUUAAAAUCAGGACAUUCCAUGAGCAAUUAAAGAAAAUAAGUUUUUAAAGGUAAUUAAGCUGUCCCUGCAUUGUGUCAGAUGGUAUAAAUAAGACCCUUUUCAAUUUCUGUUCAUUCUAUUACCUUCCCCCUACAAAGAAACAUUCAUACUCAUCUAUUACCCAGCAAUGGCCAAGUUUGCAGUAUUUGGGAGCAGCUAUGUUACUCGUCUUGAGAGAUAUUGUCAUGGUGAUCUUAAGGUUCCUGGCACCGUCAGAUUCUUCGGGAAGGGUGGCAUGCGUUCUGAUUCGAUUCCAAGACAACUACUUAGAGACCUGAUAGAGUACAACCCUGAUGUUGUACUCAUCCAACUAGGAGGAAAUGACAUCUCAGCGACAUCAUCCCCCAACGACAUUUUCCAGAGACUUCUGACACUGCAGGUGGACCUACAUCAUGCUGGAAUUCAGGAGGUGUACUUUACAGAGAUUGUGCGACGUGGUAACUUUGACAAGUCCCCAGGCCUGACAGCGACGUCUUUUGAGAAACAACGGAAGAAGAUAAAUCGACUACUGCUGACUAGACCGAGAUACAUCAAGAUUAGAGUUAACUUUCCAGAGGACUAUGACCGUGACCAAGUGCAUUUCAACGACUCAGGACUCAGGACCCAGUUCCAUGCUUUGAGACGACCAUUUUUUGCAUAAUUGAUUGAAAUUGAUAAACACCUUUUAUUAUGUCAUGUUACGCUUUGUAAUUUAUAAUAUGUUUCAAGCAUUUAAUCUUAAAAAUGAUUGAUUUAUUGAUAA